Molecule: messenger RNA, 462 nt
Organism: Colletotrichum acutatum
Lineage: Eukaryota; Fungi; Ascomycota; Sordariomycetes; Glomerellales; Glomerellaceae
Exons: 3
Coding region: 1-462 (153 amino acids)
Source: RefSeq, a predicted model, not a curated record
AUGCUAAAGCGAGUGACUGUCCUCGGAAGCUGGAUUUCACUCAGGCUAUUCCGCCGAAAUUCAGUGAAGCUGGAAGGAACGACACCCUCGCACAAUGGCCUUGGCAACGGCGCUGUGGUCACCUCCAUCGCCGAGUACGUUGAUGAGGCAACCUAUUACAAACUUCCGCCAUCAUUCUCGAGUACCUGGGUGUUUGGCAGGAAGAUUUGUCCAGGGCCAGUGCGCAUGAUGAGCAACAGUGGGAAAGAAGUGGUCUCUAGCGAGCAAAGAGACCAAGGCAGGGAUGGCGACGGUGUGACCAGUUGUGUCGAGUUGUACGUCGUGCUCAUGGAAGAGCAAGAGUCUUGUGCUAGUCGUCGGUCAAGCCUUGUUUGGUCCGAUGUCAAUCACGGAGGGACAAGAGAUUUCGACUCUCCAGCGGACGAAGAGCACUUCAAGAACUCGACGUGUGUUAACUCUUAA